AUGAACAAUGGUUCUUUGCCUGUAAAAGGCAAUAUAUCUCGAACAACAACAACAACAACAACAUCAAUAACUGAUCAAUCAUUGCGAACAUCAUUAAUACGUAAUACAGAUCAAGAUACAUCACUCGAUUUAACUGACGUUUCAAUUCUAUCUGUUGGUCUUACACGUUAUCAACAUCACGAUCACGGAAUGUUAACUGACGAUGAUGAUGAUAAUGAACUUGUAGAAACCAGUGAUGAAGACGAUGAUGAUGACGAAGAUGAUGAUGAUGAUGAUGAACCAUUUCCUACACAUUCUCGUAAUACAUUAUUAAAUAAUACUAAUAAUAAUAAUAAUGAUGAUAUGGAUCUUGGUUUAAUUGAUCCUGAUACUCAAGCUAAAUUAGCUGCCAUACUUGAAGCAACUGGUAUAACAAAUUCUCCUAUUCCUGAAGAUUUUUGGCGUGAUCAACAAGUUGUACGUUUAUUAACAAGUAGUGUAACAAAUAAUUUAAAUGGUUUACAUGAAAUUGCUAAUGCUAUCUCACCAUCAAAUACAAAUCUCAGUGGACAUCAAGAUAAAAAAUCUAAAUCAAUAAAUAAAGACACAUCAGGAACAUUUGUUCGUGCUUGUGUAAAUAAUGAUAUACGAACUGUUGAAAAAAUUCUUCAAUCAACAAAUGGAAACGAACAUUUAAAUGAUGUUAAUGAAGAUGGUGAUAGUGUUUUAGCUCUUGCUUGUUCAAAUGGUUAUACGGAUCUUGUACGAUUAUUACUCACAACUAUACCUAAUAUUGAUAUUGAUGAUAGAGGAACUAAACAAGAUUGUACACCAUUAAUGGAAGCAUGUAAUGCUGGUCAUUAUGAAAUCGUUGAACUUUUAUUGAAACAUAAUGCAAAUGUAAAUAUGCAAUCAACAUCUGGAAAUACUGCACUGCAUUAUUCAGCAGGAGGAGGUUAUGCAGAUAUUGUUCGACUUCUACUUGAAAAUGGUGCUAAAGUAGAAGAAACAAAUGAAAAUGGACAUACUCCUCUUAUGGAAGCUGCCAGUGGUGGUCAUGUAGAAGUUGCUCGAGCAUUACUUGAUCAUGGUGCUGGUGUUAAUACACAUUCGAAUGAUUCGAAAGACAAAAAUGGAAAUGAUAGUAAACAACAUAAAACAGAUGAAAUGCAUACAGCUUUAAUGGAAGCAUGUAUGGAUGGUCAUGUUCAAGUAGCAAAAUUAUUACUUGAUCAUGGCGCUGAUGUAAAUAUGCCACCAGAUAGUUAUGAAAGUCCACUAACAUUAAGUGCAUGUGGUGGUCAUAUUGAAUUAGCAUCGUUACUUAUUGAACGAGGUGCUAAUCUAGAAGAAGUUAAUGAUGAAGGAUAUACACCAUUAAUGGAAGCUAGUCGAGAGGGACAUGACGAUCUUGUAAAUUUACUUGUAUCUCAAGGUGCUGAUGUCAAUCGAACAACUGAGGAUACACAAGAGACUGCAUUAACAUUAGCAUGUGCUGGUGGAUUUUUAGAUGUUGCAAAAAUCCUUAUAUCCAAUGGAGCUAAUGUUAAUUUAGGUCAAUCAACUCCUCUUAUGGAAGCAUCACAAGAGGGUCAUGUAGAAUUAGUUCAAUAUUUAAUACAAAAUAAUGCUGAUGUUAAUCAAACAACACCAGCUGGAGAGACUGCUUUGGCUUAUGCAUGUGAAAGUGGUCAUACUGAAGUUGCUGAAAUUUUACUUAAUUCUGGUGCACAUAUUGAUCAAACUGAAAAUGAAGGUCGAACUCCAUUAAUGAAAGCAUCUCGAGCUGGACAUACAUGUACAAUACGAUAUUUAAUUUCAAAAGGAGCGGAUGUUAAUCGAUCAACAAAUAGUAAUGAUUCAACUGUUCUUUCGUUAGCAUGUGCCGGUGGUCAUCUUGAAGUAGCUUCAUUAUUACUUAAACAUGGUUCGGAUCCAAAUCAUCUUCUUAAAGAUCGAUCAAAUUGUUUAAUUGAAGCGGCUAAAGGUGGUCAUAUAGAAAUAGUAAAAUUAUUACUUGAAUAUCCAAAAAGUGUAACACAACGUGUAGCUCCAAUAAAUUCAGUUGAACCAUUAGUAAAUGAUGAAAGAGGAGGAGAAGAAGAAUCAGGAGAUAAUAAAAGAUCUGCACAAACAACGAAUUCUCCAAUUCAAUUACUUAAAAGUCUCCAAAAAAUAGUUCCAAGAAAUAUUCUCGAUGUUCUUCAAACUGGUGUUAAUGAGUCAACAAAACUACAUUCUGAUAACGAUAUAAAAGAUAAUACAACAUAUUCAUGGACAAAUAAUGAUCGACCAUCAUCACCUAUUUUAACUGAUGAAACAUUUCAACAAUCAUUAAUACUAAAUCAAAAUUCUGAGAUUAAUAAUACUCAACAAGCAAAAAAACUUCAGAUACUCGAACAACUUCAACAUGUUGAAAAAGAACUUCAUGAUAAAGCUCAACAACAUUUAAAAAUCAAUCAAGAAUAUCGACAACAAGUUAAUGAAUAUGUGAAUUCAAAUCCUGUACAACCGCCACCUCCUUCUUCUUCAACGACAACAACUGGUAAAAAGAAACGAACAACAUCUUCAUCAUCAACAUCAAGUUCAUCAUCUGCUACUUCAUCAUCAUCUUCCACAGCUAAACAUGAUGAGCAACCAACAGCAAAUUUAACUUUAUCACUUCCACCCCAAACAAUUAAUUUCUUUUCAGCAUCGACAAGUGAAAUUAAUCAAUCCUCAUCAAAUAAUCUUCGUAUAUCAAAUAAAUCAAAUAUUCCACCAUUACAUCAUAAUCAACAUCAUCCGAAAAUUAAAAAAUCUUUUAAUCGACAAUUAACGAAAUUUGAUCGUCGAUUAGAACAACAUCUACAUGAUAAUCAAACACAUUUAGAUGAAAUGAAUUUACAUUUAAAAAAUCUUAAAUUACUUUCUCCACCACCACCACCAUCUUCUUCAUCAACAACAGAAUGUUUAACAAUAUCAAGUCCAACAAAAACUCCUAUGCAUAUUAAUACUGAUACACAAAAAGCACUUGAACAUUUACGUGAAUUAGCUAAUAAUCCAUCUGAACUUGAACGUAUACAAACAUUAGCAAAUAAUCCAAAUUUAAUACAUGAAAUUAAAAAAAUUGCUAAUCAAUCAUUUAUUGAUCAAUUAAAAACAUUACCACCAUUUGCACCAGCAAAUUUACAACAAACAACAAAUGAAUCAUUACCAAUAGAUAAUAAUAAAUCUAAUAAUGAAAAUCAUGAACAGACACUGAUACAUACUGAACCAAUUGUUCAUUCUCAAUCUGAUUCAACAGUAAAAACAGUGACACCUUCCACUCAAAUUUCUUUUCCACAACAACAACAUGUAUCUACGACUCAAAAUUCAAUCAUAGAAGAUAAUCAUCAGACUUCAUUAGUAAACGAUCUUCCUCCGCUACCUCCGUCUCUUACUAAUCUAACACAUACUCAACAUUCAAUAUGUUGUACAGAAUGUCCAUCACAUCCAACAAAUAUACAAAAUACAGCAUUAUCUCAUUUACGUUUUCAAAAUCGAAUAGAUGUUGAUUGUGAAACAGAAUCUAAUCAUGAUACAGCAUUAACAUUAUCUUGUGCUGGUGGUCAUGAAGAACUUGUUUCAUUACUUUUACAACGUGGUGCCAAUAUUGAACAUCGUGAUAAAAAAGGUUUUACACCAUUAAUACUUGCAGCAACUGCUGGUCAUGCUAAUAUUGUUGCAAGAUUACUUGAAAAUGGUGCUAUUAUUGAAGCUCAAUCCGAAAGAACAAAAGAUACUGCAUUAUCUUUGGCAUGCAGUGGUGGAAGACAAGAAGUUGUAGAAGUUUUAUUGAAAAAAGGAGCUAAUCGUGAACAUAGAAAUGUUUCUGAUUAUACUGCUUUGAGUCUUGCUGCUUCUGGUGGUUAUGUGAAUAUUAUUCGAUUAUUAUUAAAUUAUGGUGCAGAGAUUAAUUCAAGGACUGGUAGCAAAUUAGGAAUAACUCCAUUGAUGCUUGCUUCGAUGAAUGGACAUGUAGCGGCUGUUAAACUUCUAUUAGAUAUGGGUUCUGAUAUAAAUGCUCAAAUAGAAACAAAUCGCAAUACAGCAUUAACAUUAGCUUGUUUUCAAGGACGAGCGGAAGUUGUUUCAUUAUUAGUUGAUCGUAAAGCAAAUAUUGAACAUAGAGCAAAAACAGGUUUAACACCUCUGAUGGAAUCUGCAUCGGGUGGUUAUGUUGAUGUUGGACGAGUUUUAUUAGAACGUGGAGCUGAUGUUAACGCACCACCUGUCCCAACAUCGAAAGAUACUGCGUUAACUAUUGCUGCUGAUAAAGGUCAUCAUAAAUUUGUUGAAUUACUUCUUCUUUAUGGUGCCACUAUUGAUGUUCGAAAUAAAAAAGGUGCCACACCAUUAUGGCUUGCUUGUAAUAAUGGUCAUUUGGAAGUUGUACAAUUACUUGUAACACGUUUUGCUGAUCCAGAUUCCAGUGAUUCUCGAAAAGUGUCUUGUCUAAUGGCUGCCUUUCGUAAAGGACAUAAUAAAGUUGUCAAAUAUUUAGUUCGUCAAGUUCGACAAUUUCCAUCAGAUGCAGAUUGUCGUCGUUUAAUCAGUACAAUAACUGAUAAAGAUUUAUUAAAAAAAUGUCAAACAUGUAUGGAUCAAAUCAUAUCAGCUAAAGAACGUCAAGCUGCUGAAGCAAAUAAAGCUGCAAAUAGUUUAUUGAAAGAAAUUGAUUUAGAAAAAUCACGUGAAGAAACUCGAAAAGUUGCUGCUGCAAAAAAACGUGAAAAACGUAAAGCAAAAAAGAAAGGUAAACAAAAAUCAACAACAAAAACUGAUGAUGAUCAACAACAACAAGACAUCGAUGAUAUUGAAGAAGAACAUCAUGAAAAUGAAGAACCAAUGGAACAAGAAAUUGUUCCAUUAUCAACAACAACAACAACAACUCUUAUUGUUGAUGAUGAUCUUCGACUAAAAAUGAUUAAAACAGAUAACGAGCAACCAAUAAUAAAACCUCCUACACCUGAACAACCACCACCGCCACCACCAUCACCUCCUCCGCCUCCUCCACCACCACAACAACCACCAACAACAACAAUAUCAAAACAAACUACAAAUACUAAUAAUAAAAAGAAAACAAAUACAAUGACACGUAAAAUUGAACGUCAUCAAGAAAAUCUUGCAUCAAAAAAUAAACAACAGGAUACAUCUUCAACAGCUAGUGGAAUAACUCUGCCUCCGGUUGACGAUGGAUGGCAAGAAGUUAUUGGUAAACAGAAAAAAAUAACUAUACCACAUGAACAAUAUUCACGUAUUAUUGGACGAAGUGGAUCUAAUUUAAAUGUCUUACGAGAAGUAACUGGUGCAUCAAUUGAUGUUGAAAAUAAACGAGCAAUUGGUGAUAAAACAAUAUUAAUUAAAGGUAAUGGUGAUUCAAUAAAACAUGCUUAUCAAUUAAUAAUGGCAUUAUUAAAAAAUUCGGAGUCAGAAUUAAUGAAUCUCUUACCAUCAAGUAAUGAAACUAAAACAAAAUCAAGAUCAACAACAAUUACAUCUAAUACUAAUGAUAGUAAUGAUGAAAUAAAUAAAAUACAAAGACUAAAUAGUACAAAUUAUGGAUCGAGACCUCAAACUACUGAAUCAUCAAUAUCAGAUACGUAUGUAACAACUCCACCAGCGAAAUUAACACCAAAUAGUACUCGUUCAUCAAGUAAAAAAGUAGGAAUAACAAAUUCGACGAAUAGUUCUGGUCGUUCGACGUCAUCUUCAUCAUCUACUAUAAAGAAUUCUCAACCAUUAACAGCAACUGGUGCAACAUGGGUAAAUUCUAAUCGAUCAAAUCGUGGUACAACAUCAUCAUCAACAACGGCGACAACAGCAACAACAACAACUAAUUCUAUACCUUCAAUAACAUCUAAUUCAACAACAGUAUGGAAUCAUCAACAAUCAUCAUCUAAACCUACUUCAAUUCAUAAUAAAACAUCCAACUCAAAUCAUUAUUCGACAAAUCAAUCGAAUAUUCCAUCAUCAUAUCAUUAUUCAUAUUCAAAUACAAAUUCAUCGAAUAAUCACAAUCAUUAUGGACAUUCAAAUAAACAUUAUUCAACAAAUUAUCAUCAAAAAAAUGAACAUACAACACCAUUAGAAACGACAACAACAACAACAACAACUAUUCAGCCAUCAUCAGUUCCUAUGCUUCCAUCUCAACCAGGUCAUCGAAUACCAAUCUCACCACCUCCAACAACAGAAACAAUCUCACCACCAGCACCAACAUCAUCAUCAUCCUUGCUUGUUGUUUCGUCAUCUGCUACACCUACUCCGACUAAUGUAACAACCACUGGAGAAUAUAAUCCAUUUGCUUCAAAUAUUUUAACAACAUCAAUUGUUGAUGUAUUAACUAAAACUAAAGAACCAAUAACAUCUAUUGAUGAAUCAAAUUCACUUUCAACAACAAAAAUGAAUUUUGCUAAUGCUGCAAAAAUGAAUGUAACAACAAAAUUAUCUCAUCAUGAACCUAUUGUUAUUACAAUGGAUGAACCAUUAUCACCAACACCACCAUUACCAGAUCCAAAGAUUGCACCUGGCUAUCGUGGCCCAGCAAGUGCAGGUACAACACCAGUACAUCAUCAUCAACAACAACAGCAACAAAUGAUUCGUACAACAAAUUAUGAUUCACUUUCUCCAACAUCACAAUUAAGUCGUGCACCUGGUGCUAAUAGACAUCAACAAUCUAUAUCACCAUCCAUGAAUAAAGUACGUCUUGAUCGUAAUGGUCAAACAGGUUCAUCAACAACAUCAUCAACAUCCUCAUCGCCAUCAUCAAUAAAACAACAAACAAAUCAAUUUAUUCCACCACAACAAUUAUUUACUUCAUUAGAUCAACAACAACAACAACAACAAAAACCAUUUGGACCUAUUGGAUCACAUCGUGCACCAGUACAAACAUCAAAUGAUGGAAUAUACAAUGAAAAUUCUCUUCAAAUGCGAACAAAAUUUAAUCGAACAUUAUCUGCAAAUAAUACUCCAGUAUAUCAACAAGUAACACCACCAGCAAUGAUGCUUAAUAAUCCAGCGUAUGCAAAUAUGUCACGUAGUAGAUCGAAUCUCAAUCCAAGUGCACCAGAAUUUAAUCAUGGUAAUCGUAUGCCACCACCACCAUUUAUGCCAACGCCACCACAAGCGCCUAUUUCGAAUGGACCAUUAUCUGCAAAUAUCAUGAAUAUUGCUCGUAUGAUGGAACAAAAACAGCAACAGCAAUUAUAUACAAAUAAUAACAAUGUUCCAGUGCAUCCACCACCGCCGCCACCACCACCAUCCCAGCUUCCACCUCCACAACCGAUGGUAUCACCACAAGUAAUGCCUUCUCCACGUCCACUUCAACAAGCGGACAUGGAAGCAAUGCAGCAACAUGUACAAAAUCAAGUUUUACAUUUUUGGCGUUUACAUGCUAAUCCACAACAACUUGUACCUCCACCACAAUUGCCAACAACAUUACAAAUAGCUAAUAUAUUAGCAUCAAAAGGACAAUUACCACAAGAUCCAAAUCAAGCAGCGGCACUUGUUGCUGCUUAUUACUAUACAAAUUUUAUAUCACGAACGCAACAGCAACAACAACAACAGCCGCAGCAGCAACCAAAUAAUAUUCCAGUAUCGUCUAAUGUAAAUAAAAAUGUUUAUGAGACGAUUAAUACACCACAACAAGCCACUUCAAACAGUGAUGAUAUACCACUAACUGCAGUUGAUCCGAUCAAUGGACAAAUUCAACCACAGGUGAUUAUUGAUCCGAAUGUUAUCAUUACCAAUAGUAAUCAUUCAACCGGUCCUUCUUCCUCAUCAUCAUCAUCUACAACUGUCGAUCAUAAAAUGGUGCCAGCUGCAAUCGGCAGUGAGCGUAAACGUCAUAUACCUGUAUCAACCACUAUUGGUUCUAUGCCAAUUGGUAGUACUGGAGAUUGGUCUUCCGUUUCAAAACAACCAUAUCCAAUCGAUCCAUAUAUGCAACAACAACAGCAGCAGCAACAACAGCAACAACAAGUUCCACUAUCAUCUAAUUAUCAGCAACAAUCGACUCGCGAUUAUACACGAUAA
Molecule: messenger RNA, 8034 nt
Organism: Adineta steineri
Lineage: Eukaryota; Metazoa; Rotifera; Eurotatoria; Adinetida; Adinetidae
Source: the annotation of a GenBank genome assembly